AUGUCGGUGAUUCUCUGCACAGGCAAGCUCCGCUCCCACGGCCGAUCCCCUGGGCCGCCGCCCCGUCCAACGACGACCAGGUUCUGGGAGGCCCUCUCCGGCAUCUGCUCCCGCACGAUCCAGCACCCGGACUCGCAGGUCAACCGCCUGUGCAUCUCGCCCGACAAGCGCUACCUGGCCGCCGCGGGCAACCAGGCGAUCAAGCUGUACGACAUCAAGUCGACGAACCCGAAUCCCGUGCUGACGUUCGAGGGCCACACGGGCAACGUCACCGGCGUCGCGUUCCACUGCGAGGGCAAGUGGAUGGUGACGAGCUCCGAGGACGGCACCGUCAAAAUCUGGGAGACGCGCACCGGCGCCAUCCAGCGCAGCUACAACCACGGCUGCCCGGCCAACGACGUCGUCAUCCACCCGGACCAGGGCGAGAUCAUCAGCUGCGACCGCUCCGGCUACGUGCGCGUCUGGGACCUUGCGGAGAAUACGUGCGCGCACGAGCUGACGCCCGAGGCCGACGUGUCCGUCUCGAGCGUUACUGUCUCGAGUGACGGCUCGCUACUGUGCGCCGCUAACAACAGCGGCAACGUCUUCAUCUGGAAGAUUGAGCAAGAGUACAACGGCACCCGCAUGGUCCCGGUGACGCACUUCUCCGCGCACAAGGAGUACAUCACCCGCAUCCUGCUCUCGCCCGACGUCAAGAAGCUGGCGACGUGCAGCGCCGACCACACGGCCAAGAUCUGGGAGAUCCGGGACAGCACGUCGCAGCAGCCGCAGAAGGGGCAGCCCGGCGAGCUGCAGCCGCCCAAGUCGCUGCCGCUCGAGGCCACGCUCACGGGCCACCAGCGCUGGGUAUGGGAUUGCGCGUUCAGCGCGGACUCUGCGUACCUCGUCACGGCGUGCUCGGAUCACUACGCUCGCCUCUGGGAGCUGCACAGCCAGCAGAUCAUCCGGCAGUACAACGGGCAUCACAGAGGCGCCGUGUGCGUGGCCCUCAACGACUACUCGGAGCCACGUUAG
Cordyceps fumosorosea ARSEF 2679 is the source of this 1014-nucleotide messenger RNA. Its product is annotated as WD-repeat protein pop3. Gene Ontology annotation, molecular function: protein binding. Bases 1 to 1014 code for a protein of 337 amino acids. The transcript is spliced from 3 exons. Gene Ontology annotation, cellular component: TORC2 complex; TORC1 complex. Gene Ontology annotation, biological process: TOR signaling; regulation of actin cytoskeleton organization. The record is from RefSeq and is a predicted model, not a curated record. Lineage: Eukaryota; Fungi; Ascomycota; Sordariomycetes; Hypocreales; Cordycipitaceae.